This is a messenger RNA of Danaus chrysippus (African queen), 1248 nucleotides long. Lineage: Eukaryota; Metazoa; Arthropoda; Insecta; Lepidoptera; Nymphalidae. The record is from the annotation of a GenBank genome assembly.
AUGGAAGAAAUUGGUAUUAUUCUCCCAGAAAAGGAUGACCAAGUCACCGACACAAAAGGCCUAUCAUUUGCAGGUCCACAAUCUUUUGACGAAUUGGAAUCUGAAGAUCUGUACACAAAAUACAAGAAACUGCAACGGAUGUUAGAGUUUCUCGAAGUACAAGAAGAUUACAUAAAAGAUGAACAAAGAAAUUUAAAGAAGGAAUAUUUGCAUGCCCAAGAAGAGGUGAAAAGGAUUCAGUCGGUACCUCUGGUCAUUGGCCAGUUCCUUGAAGCAGUUGAUCAAAAUACUGGAAUCGUUGGUAGCACUACGGGUUCAAAUUAUUAUGUACGGAUCCUUUCUACAAUAGACCGAGAGCUUCUAAAGCCAUCUGCCUCGGUUGCUCUGCAUAAGCACUCCAAUGCUUUAGUAGAUGUAUUGCCACCAGAAGCUGAUAGUUCCAUAUCUAUGUUACAAGCCGACGAAAAGCCAGAUGUUCAGUACUCAGAUAUCGGAGGUAUGGAUACACAGAAACAGGAAAUCAGAGAGGCCGUUGAACUGCCUCUGACACAUGUGGAACUUUACCGACAGAUUGGUAUUGAACCUCCUCGUGGUGUGCUCAUGUAUGGACCUCCGGGUUGUGGCAAAACUAUGUUGGCUAAAGCUGUUGCUCAUCAUACAACUGCUGCUUUCAUUCGUGUCGUUGGAUCUGAGUUUGUCCAGAAGUAUCUCGGUGAAGGUCCCCGAAUGGUCCGUGAUGUAUUUCGUCUCGCUAAAGAAAAUAGUCCAGCUAUCAUAUUUAUAGAUGAGAUUGAUGCUAUCGCUACCAAAAGAUUUGAUGCCCAAACCGGUGCUGACAGAGAAGUUCAAAGAAUUUUGCUUGAAUUGCUGAAUCAAAUGGAUGGUUUUGAUCAAACCACUAAUGUUAAAGUAAUUAUGGCAACUAAUCGAGCUGAUACAUUGGAUCCUGCUCUACUAAGACCAGGUCGUCUUGAUAGAAAAAUUGAAUUCCCACUCCCGGACAGACGUCAGAAGCGUCUGAUCUUCUCGACUAUCACAGCCAAGAUGAAUUUGUCAGAAGAAGUGGAUCUUGAGGAAUUCGUAGCUCGACCUGAACGUGUAUCAGGUGCUGAUAUUAACGCCAUCUGCCAAGAAGCUGGAAUGCACGCUGUUAGAGAAAAUAGAUACAUCGUUCUUCCUAAGGACUUUGAAAAAGGUUACAAGAACAACAUCAAGAAGGAUGAAUGUGAAUAUGAAUUCUAUAAAUAA